This is a messenger RNA of Oenanthe melanoleuca, 3388 nucleotides long. RefSeq names its product peroxisomal biogenesis factor 26 (gene PEX26). NCBI's taxonomy places the organism in Eukaryota, Metazoa, Chordata, Aves, Passeriformes, Muscicapidae. Gene Ontology annotation, molecular function: ATPase binding; protein-containing complex binding. The record is from RefSeq and is a predicted model, not a curated record. The transcript has 5 exons. Bases 155 to 1051 code for a protein of 298 amino acids. Gene Ontology annotation, cellular component: peroxisomal membrane; peroxisome. Gene Ontology annotation, biological process: protein import into peroxisome membrane; protein import into peroxisome matrix.
CGCCGCUCCCGGCGGCUUUCCGGCGCCUGCCCGAGCGCAGCGGAGCCGGGCCCCGGCGGGGGCGGGGGCGGUGGCGGCGCUGGAGCCGCAGCCGGAGGCGGAGGAGGCCGAGGCGGAGCCGUGCGGGGCCGGGGAGAGCCCUCCCGGCGCGGCCAUGAGGGCCGAGCCGCCCGCCUGGGCCCCGGCGGCCGCGCUGCUGGAGGAGGCGGCGGAUCUGCUGGUGCUGCACCGCGACUUCGCCGCCGCCCUGGAGCGCUGCGAGGCGGGCUGCGACAGCCUGGGCCCCGGGCCUGGCUCCGAACCCGGCCCAGGCCCCGAACCCGAACCCGAACCCGGCCCCGAGAGUUUUGCAGAAGUGAAAUGCUCCCUUUGUGUUGUGGGGAUUCAGGCAUUGGCCGAGAUGAACCGGUGGAGAGAAGUUCUGUCUUGGGUCCUACAGUAUUACCAUGAACCUGAACAUCUGCCUCCAAAAGUUCUAGAGCUGUGCAUCCUGCUGUACAGCAGAGUGGGGGAGCCGCAGGUGAUGCUGGAGGUGGGCAGCAGCUGGCUGAGAGCCCAGUCCAACCAGAGGCUGCCUGAGCUGGGGCCGCUGCUGGAGCUGUACCUGGCGCAGGUGCUGCUGCCGCUGGGGCGCUCGGAGGGCGCGGAGCAGCUGGUGCGGGGCUGCCCCUCUCUCGACAGCCAGCGGCAGCUGCAGCUGCUCGGCACCGUCCUGGAGAGCCGCUCCCGCUGGGCUCGGCGCCAAGACACACCUCCCGCUGCUGAGGAGCAGCAGGACCCAGCUGCAGAAUCUCUUCUGGGAGUGCUGUCCCAAAAGCUCCUGACCAUGUUGACAUUGCUGCGUAGAGCACUGAGGUCCAUGUCAAACCACUUCUAUUUACUUCCUUACAAGAAGAUGCUCUUGGCUACUUUUUUGCUGUACCUGGUGGUGGUGAGAUUAGACCCAGCUUCUCCCACAUCACUGCCAUUCAUUUACAAACUGGUCCAGCUCUUCAGACAGGCUUGGGCAGCUGUGCUUUCUCCAAUCCACAGGCCUCCAAUUCGAGACUAAGUGUCUUCCUCCACUGAAAGUCACCUUGUUUUGGGGAUCUUACCAGAAAAUGAUGACCACCUGUGGACUCCUGGAAUUUCUUCAGACAGGGAAUGAAUUUGGAAGCCACAGCAAGUAUUCCUGACAUUUUGCUUACUAGAGUAAAGCCACUCCUUCCAUAUCUGCAACUGAAUAAGAAUCCUCCUUUUCAAACAGUUUGCUUUGGAUGUGUCUCUGGAGUGAGAGUUGUGUAGCCAUUUAUGAAAAAUGGAAGAAGUUCUCAUCCUUGCAAAUGCUGAGCAGUUCUCUGAACAAGUGCAAUAGUGUUCCUGGAGCCAUGACUGUAAAAGGCAACAGAGUACCAGUGGUUAGGGAAUAUUCUGUUUUGCCUGAAGACAUCUGAAAAGCCCAGUUCCUGCAGCAUGGGACUUAGGACAAGUGCAUGGAAGAAAAACACCAGAGAAAGUAAAGCCUAUUGCAUUUUGAAAGCCAUGAUUUCUCUUGUGACUUUUGCCUCUUUGGACAGGCACACUGGAUUUUAAUCAUAUUUAAGCCAGAAAGAUGAGGUGGGUGGGCCACAAAGACAUUUCUGCUGUAUCUACUCUUCUUAAAUGCAAAUUACAGCACUUAGUGCUUGCCUGAUGUAUAGCCAUUCUUAGAAGCACUUGGUGGUGGUAGUGGUAAGGAAAUAGACUUAUUUUUUAAAAUUAUAUUCUAUGUUUUUGUCUUAAGUUGAACAACUGAAGUGGUUGCUUUGUUUUACUCUUUCCCUACCUCUUGCUUUGUUUGUGUAGAUGUCAAAAAGUCUCUCUGUAUAUCUAGAAUUGCUCCCCAAGUCCCCAGUAUCCAAAGUCCUGGGUUAGGUGGGAGUCCUUUAGCAAUGCUCUGUCAUUCAGAACAAAAGUUUAUUUUUCAUAGAAAGAGAUACUUCUUUGACAUCACAAGACCUCCCCCAGAUCAGUGGUAAGAAAAUUGUACAUACUCAGAUUUGUCACCAGACCAACCCCAUUUCUGACCACUUGAGACAGAAAUUGGAGGUUUGAGGUAGAACAUUAAUUUCUCUUCCAUCCAUUCAUCCAUCUCUCAUCAAUUGAGAAAGGGUAAAUUCCAAGGAGGGAGCAUUGAUCUAACAAAGCACUGCUUUCAAACUGCUGUGUGCUGGAGGGGACAAGUUAAAGGUGAGAGGCCACAGACAAAUUUGCCUCUGUCAUCAUCCUCAGCAGCUGUGCCAAAAGGGUGUGAACUCACUGAUGGCAGCCCAAACUACAAAAAGUUGUCAGAGCAGCCUUUUUGGUGGGACCACACCAAAAGAGAGAAGUAGCCAGUGCAGAUGCCAGUGUGGUGUCUCACAGCAGUGCCCUUUGUCUCUAGCAAUAGCCAUACUCCAAGGUAGUAGCUUUUCCUGUUUUCUUCACACCCCUGGGCCUGUUGGUACCCUCAGACUGUGUCACCUGCUGCUUUGCUGCCUGCUGGGGCACUUUGCAAACAAUCUAACCUUCACUACUAAAAGUAGUUGUCUGUUUCAUCUUAAAUUACCCCAAGAAGAGCUACACUCCAGCAUUAUUGUCACACAAACUCAGGCAGGUUAUUCAUGAGUGCAGUAAUGACCUUGCCUAGUUGUCUCAAGAGUUUUUAAAGCUCAAACCAAUCCCAUAUCCCUCCCCAAAGUUUUUGUCUCUGCCAGGACUCUACACCAGGUUAAGUAGCACUUAGUGCUUCUCCAUAUAAAAGAGUAAUUUCUUAUAUACUCUGCACACGCAGAGAGCAGCCUUUGAUGUUGCUGAAUGGUUCCUGUAACCCAAGUGUAAGUGGAAUUACAGCACUGAAACCAACACCUGAUGUGAAAUCAGGUAGAAUGAAACACAGAAGCUCUGUCUGGAGCUGAGCUCUUCCAAAAAAUGACCAGGAUGAGUCUUCUGCCCCCUGCAUUGCAAGGCCUCAGGUUAAAUCUUUUGUAAGCCAGUUAAGGAAAUGGCAAACUUCACUCUGAAGUCAGUUCAAAUUCUUAUCAAAGGUAAUGAAGGUAAUGAACACUUUUUGCUGUAGUCUCCUGGCAUCAUUUUUAGCUGGAUGGCAGAGAUGCUGUUUUGGAGGAUGGUUGGGACCAGUGGUUUCAGCAGGCCAUACAUAGUUUUUGGAAUGCUGUUAAGUGUCAUUUACCAGGACUUUUAACAUUCAACUUUAUUUUAAGUGUAUGUUGGGAACCUUGACUUUAUUGGAGCACAACUGAUUUAGAAUUUAUAUUGUUUUUAAUUCAUCAUGAGGGAGCAAGAAGGUAUAAACAAGCUAUCAGGGUUUUUUGCAAUUAAUACUAAAACUGUAGUAUCUAAUUUUUAUAAUAAAGUGACUACUGAUUUA